Oikopleura dioica is the source of this 3468-nucleotide messenger RNA. Lineage: Eukaryota; Metazoa; Chordata; Appendicularia; Copelata; Oikopleuridae. The record is from the annotation of a GenBank genome assembly.
AUGAGCUUCUCCAAAGGAUUAAAGCGAGAUAUCAGCGGACAGUUCGUUGUCGGAUAUGACACUGAAUUCAUCAUUCUAUCUCCUGACGACAACAGCGCUGAGCCCAAGAAAGAUCUACUGAAAUCAAUCUUCAAAAAAGAAGUAGGCAUCUCGAAUGUGGAAUCAAUUUUUGUUUCAAUCGGAAGUUCUGGGGAUCUGCCGAUGGGUCGCCUGGACAGAGAGAAGCUUGGAAACGCACUUUACGAAAACGCUGGGAAAUGCCAAGGUGUAUUUUUGACCUUCGGUGAAUCUGGCGGACUGGUCGAAGUUCUCUCCGAAACACAUCAUGAUUUGGGAAGCGUUUAUGAUGAUCAUGUUAAACUUGUUGGCAUCACUGGCAAUCCGGAAGCCUUGAAGUUUAAAACAACUGAUCAUGCUGACUCUCACAGCCACUGUAUAUGCCUGAAAGGAGAUCGUCACGGAAAUCCGAUCGAAGAAGACGAUCUCUGGCUGAACUCGAUUCUUGCCAUCGCCGAACUCGCAAAUGAAAAAUUAGAAAAUACCUCGGACUACAUUCCACUGACAAUAAUUCUUCAAGGAGGCUCAGCAAGAGAGCUCAAAAUUCUAGCUUUAUUAUCAUUACUUUCUCCUAUUCUCCAACCGACACUUAUUCUCCUCGAUGGGACGGGAGGAUUGGCUCAGCUUAUACAAAAAAUUGUGACCGGUUUUUGGCGGAAUAUUUUCAACCCGACACGACAAAAAAUGCAGCUGGAAGACACGCUUAGCUUAUUUGAAACAGAUGAUACUCGUCUGAAGUCCGAACUUGCAAGUGUCACCGAAAAUAUUAGAAAUUUCGAAGUCUUCUUGAGCUCUUGUCAAUUCAAGGAUGAAGGUGUUUAUGAUAUUCACGAGCUCAUGGAGUCGGUGCAGAAAAUCUUCACGAAAUACUUCAUUCUAAGCACAGAAACGUCGAAUGAUUAUAAAAAACUCAUCAAUCUUUGCAUCUUUCCAAGCGUACCGGUCGGUCAAUUAUCAAAAGACGACUGUAUGCAUCGCUGCCUUGAGUACAGUAUCAGAACCGACAAUAUCCAAAUAGCAGAAAAUAUGCUUGUCAAAUCAGCGAACGACUAUAACUUGGAAUCAUGGAUGACGCAGUAUGGAAUUUACGAAGCGUUUUUCGUAGAAGCCUUUCGACUGGACAACGCUGAUUUCAUGGGCCAAGUUCUCGAUAAUCAAUCUAAAAACUAUCUCGAAGACGAAUUCAUUCAUUCACCGAAAUUCGCUGACUACAUCGCUUCAUGGAUGACUUCAAUGCAAAGUGGCUCGUUGAAGAAAACGUCGAGUGUUGUUUACAGAUCAAAGACUGCGAAGGACAAAAGAAGAUUGAGAUCAUUAAUUCUUCAGAAAAUCAGCAAGACUGGACUUGAUCUGAUGACGGUUCGAGAAACUGAACUUCCUUUGGAAUCUGUAAGGAUGCUUUUGCUCGUAGCACUUGUUACAGGGAGAACCAAAGUCGCCAAGAAACUUAUCUACAGUGGAACAGAUCUUCUUGGCGAGUUCAUUGCGACGGCGUUGAUUUGCCGAGGUCUUAAGAACUCUCUAACGCAUGACUUGUCAAAAAAGAGAGAAGAGCUGGACAACUUCGGUAAAAUUUGUGAAGCAGACGCGAUUAAACUUCUUGAGAGAUGCUCUUCUGUCAAUAUUCGAAGAACAGAGGAACUCUGCAUCCGAGAAUUGCCUCACUGGGGCGGCAAAAGCUGCCUCGAGUUGGCCAUUGCCGGUGAUUCUCAAAACUUUGUUGCCCAUUCCACGAUACAAAUGUUCCUAAAAUCCGUUUGGUUCGGAUCAGUUCGCAACAGAAGUGACAUUUCAAUGGCAAAUUAUCUCAGCUACUGUUUCCCGUUUCUUUCGCCACUGUUGCUGAGCGAUUUUUUUAGCGAAAAUGACUCUUAUUGCCUCCGUUUUGUAAAAUUUAUGCAUCUACCGUCUACAAUUUUUGUCUAUUCUGGAAUUUUCUACCUCUUGUAUUUGUUUUACUUUGCCAUUGUUUUGUCGAUGAAAUUUUGCAAGCUUCCAGUCAUCGAAGAAAUUAUUCUUUGGUUCUGGACUCUUGCCUUGUUGGCUGAAUGGGGUCGAAAAUCGGUGUAUAAUCAUCGGAUACGAAUCAGCAAGAACUCUUUUUUGCGUGAUAUUCGAAGAACAGUUGGUCAAUGGACUUCUCAAGACACAUGGACAUUCAUAGAAUUCUUGGCCUAUCUUAUGUUUGGAAUCGGUUUUUUUCUCCGACUCAGCAUUAUCUCAAGCACUUUGGAUUUCUGGGACUUUGGCAACGUCAAUAAUGGAAGCUCUAUCACAACCUCAAUGUGGGACAAAUGGAAUAAAUACUGGAAUGAGCUUCUAUGGAAUCACGACGAUGAAAAUUGCCCGAUUUACUUUGACGUUGAACUUUCAGUAGGAAAGAUGCUCUCGGUUCUCUAUGAGCAGAACGUAAACAUGAGACUGUCUCAAUAUUUCUACUGCUUCUCAUUCAUCCUCUCGGUCAUCAGAACGCUAGAACUCUGCACGGUUUCAAAACAUCUUGGAUCAAAGGUCAAAACGCUUUUUGGUGUUCUUGCGGAUUUAUUUUUCUUUCUGAUUAUUCUCUCGUUUUUUAUGGUUGCGUAUGGAGUGUCUGUUCAAAGUAUUAUUUAUACUAACGAAUGGAGAUACUACGACUUGUUCUUUGGUAUCUUCGUGAGACCUUUCUUUUCGAUGUUUGGCGAGCUGUUUCUUGGAGAAGUCACAAGCUAUCAGUAUUCAGACUCCGUUGAUCCCCAUCAACUGGCAGAUACGGCCCUCGACGAUGGAAUCAUAGAAGCAGAGGAGAUCAAAAACUUCAAAAUGACAACUUGCUCAAAUAUACACUCCCGCUCUUAUUUCUACUCCCUACAGAAUUUGGCUGAAAAUGAAGGAAAAUCUAUCUUCCGAUGCCCAAAUCCGUCCAGGGUCGUUUGGUUUCUAAUGGCUGGAUAUCAGCUGAUUGCAAGUGCUUUGCUGCUCAAUUUGGUUAUUGCCAUGUUUUCCAAUACAUUUAAUCGAAUAAACAAUAAUGCAGUCUUGGUUUGGAAAUUUCAGCGGUUCGAUCUUUUGAAAUCAUAUCAGUCAAAACCAGCUGUUGUACCUCCAUUAAAUUUGAUUUAUCAUCCGAUAAAGUGGAUAUUUGACAUCGUCUAUCGCCUCUGCUCAUCUGGAAAAACAUUUAGUGAAGCUAACUCAAUAAGAGAACCGAUUAAAAUCCCAUAUCACGGCCGGGGAAGGCGCACAACAAGCACAAGAACUAAAAACAAUCGAAACUCACUGGAUGCCGAGUGGUUUAUUUCCGGCAACAAGAACGAGAACAUUCCAUUGCUGGAAGACAAAACCUCGAAUCAGGGGUCAACGGUAAAGCGAAGAAAGAAAAACAGAUUGUCUGUAUUUGAGUUUUUAAAUGCAUCGAAACAAUUUCAAUGA